Messenger RNA from Drosophila ficusphila, 4766 nucleotides. It is a transcript of the gene Pex23, whose product is annotated as tectonin beta-propeller repeat-containing protein. Gene Ontology annotation, molecular function: carbohydrate binding. The record is from RefSeq and is a predicted model, not a curated record. Bases 138 to 4181 code for a protein of 1347 amino acids. NCBI's taxonomy places the organism in Eukaryota, Metazoa, Arthropoda, Insecta, Diptera, Drosophilidae. The transcript is spliced from 6 exons. Gene Ontology annotation, cellular component: membrane.
UAGAAAAAAAAUAAUGGUGUCAUCGCUAGCUAGAUAGCUUUGUAUGGCAAACUCCUGCAGAAAAAUCAAUUUUUCCAAAUUGUAAACACGAUGACAGACAAAAAGAGGAUCCCUCAUCGAAAUUAAGAGAUUCAACCAUGCCCAGCUCAUAUUUGUUCGCCGCCAGCAGCGAGGGACGCGUCUACACGCUGUCCACCAGCUCAGGAGCCUGGCGCGAACUUCCCUACCUGGGUUUGGAGUUCAAGAAGAUCUGCGCCGUGCCCAACUUUCUGUGGGCCAUCGGCGGCGACCGCCAGGUUUACGUGCAUGUCCACGGAUUGGACGUGCCUAUCCGGAUUCGGGAGGAGUCAUACGAAAACGAGCGCUGGCUGCCGAUUGAGGGAUUCUCGAAAACACUACUCCCAACGGAUCGUUACAAGUAUUCGUCCGCGGAUGGAAGUGUGGAGCGUGGCGUGGACAAGAUUCGGCUGCCCUCCAUGGCCUGGCAGUGGGACGGUGAUUGGCACCUAGACCUGGAGCUCGAUGGACAGCCGCUGCCCGAGGAUGGUUGGAUGUACGCACUCGACUUUCCUGCCACGUAUUCGGCAAAGAAGUCCUGGAAUUCCUAUGUGCGAAGACGCAAGUGGGUGAGGUAUAGGAGGUACGCCGCCCUAAAUAGUUGGUGUGCCGUGGCGCCACUUCACAAGGAUCCUACCCAGGAACCCUUCAUUGAUGUGGCCAUCGGUGGCACCUGUGUUCCCAACGCUCCCGCCGGAACUUUAUGCGUCUGGGCCAUCACUGCUCAUGGCAGGGCAAUGUUCCGCACGGGGGUGUCGAAAACGGCGCCAGAAGGACUGCGCUGGACAGCUGUGCCCACGCCAACGGGUAGCGAACUCUCACAGAUUAGCGUGGGACCCACUGGAUUGGUCUGGGCAGUUCUCUACAACGGACGGGUAAUUGUCCGCACUGGAGUAACUCGCGAUAACCUCGUUGGUGAUUCCUGGCUGGAUGUCAAGACCCCAGUGGCAAACGGAAGCCUGCGCAUUGUUCAUGUUUCCGUGGGUACGGAUGCUGUGUGGUGUGUUACCAAUGAUCACCACGCCUGGUUUAGAAGAGGAAUCAAGGGUGAGGCGGCCGGCAUUAGCGAGGAUUCGGCAAUAGGCAAGGGCUGGGUGGAAAUGGUGGGCAACAUUUCCAUGAUCUCCGUGGCGGCCAAUGAUCAGGUCUUUGCCGUCGGAGCUGCUGACCGUUGUUUGUACCUCCGCUCUGGUGUGACUUCCGCCGAUCCCACAGGAAAAAAAUGGCGCCUUAUUCAGUGCCCCAUGCAAAUCAGCCGCACUUCCAGCUCACUCUCGAUUGUUUCUCGCAAAAGUGGUGGCAGCAGCUCAACGCCUGGCUCAAAGCACCAAAGCUUCUCGAAUCUGUACUCCAAGGAGAAGGAAAAGGGCGUGGUGGAGACCUGCGCCGUGAUAGAAACCGUGCUUAACAGUUCCACCGGUUCCUUUUCCAGCAAUGGAGGUCCACCUGGUCUUCUCAAGAACGAACGUUGGAAACUGAGUGCGGACUCACCUCCGACAAUAGGAAGCUUGAACUUAAAUGAUCGUCACAAGCAGCGAACUGCAGCUCUGCGUGAGACCUCGCACGCUUCCAGUGCUCCCGCAGCGGAUGUAGUGGAGAUCACCGGAAAGUUUGAGACACAGUUGAGGAAUCCCCGAGCCUGGUCGCCUGUCCGAAGUGUUGGCUCUGUUGUGGGAACUGAAGCGCAUCCCGAGAGCGAUUCAACAGUAUUCGAGUCGGACUCUACGCACCACGGGUCGGAUGUGUUUUUGGGCGAGGAUGACGACCAUACUGGUUCGCAGUUUUGGACCGAAUGUGGCAUACUUUGGAGCUGUGUUGCCCCAGGAGCGGUGACUGUGGACGUCGGCAAUAUGCCCAAUUGGUUUAACGAGCAGUUGACGAGCGACAGUAAAGUUGAUGUGAAUGCCAAUUGGCGAAAGGAUAUUCUAAGCAAGCUACAGCGGCGGCAGGAGAAACUCGCCAAGCUGCAGACGGUGGCCAAGUUCGAAAAGGCAGUGGAGCUUUCUUCGUGGGUGAAAUCAGCAGAUGCUCGCUACCAGCGACCGGGAGGCGAGUUCGAGGAUUGCAUUAUCGAGCUUGAGUGGGUAAGCAGCGGCAGUGGAACGAGUGGAAGCGAGACCUCCCGAUCCGGCGAUUCUGGCACUUUUACGGUGCUCAGUCCGGAUGGGGCAGCCACUAAGAUUCAGUUCCCCCUAUCGGACAUCACAUGUGUACAAUGCUGCAGUGAAGCAGGCGCACCUCGAAUUGCCAUUCAUGCACCCCACUUGCCUGUAAACUGCUCACCCGUUAGGCUGCAGUUCUCCAGCGACUCGGAGAUGGAGGAUUGGCUGUCCCAUUUGUCGUCUGUGUGCAGCCAAAUCAACACACUGGUGGGCAAACCGGCCAGUAAUGCCAUCUGGCUGACCAGCGAACUAGGCGAUGUGUUUGUCUUCGAUGCGGCCACCAUGAAAGCGCAACAGACAACUGAACCUGGUGAGGGAUAUAUGGAGAAGAUGGACGUUUCCACAUGCGAAACUCCCUACUACAAUACACUUUACAACGGAAUGCCCUGUGGUACUGAAUUGGAGAUUUCUGGUUGUGUGUACGACGAUGCUGACCAGAUUCGCUUCGACUUGCAAUCACAUUCCACCGUUAAAGUCCAGCCGCAUCGUGUGGAGAAGCAUCGAGUGAUUGCUCUCCACCUGAAUCCUCGUUUCAACGAACGCACCACGGUCCUCAAUUCAAUGAAGGAAUCCGAAUGGCUAGAUGAAAUCCGAAAUGACAAAAUGGCAUUUGCGCCAGGAGCGACUUUUACGUUAAAGAUAAGGGCUCUGCAGGAUCACUACCUGAUGAUAGUUAACAAUGCCGUUUACACCGAUUAUAAGUACCGCAUCGAUCCGGAGAGCGUGACUCGACUUUAUGUUAGUGGUCGCAUCAAGCUCUUCAGCGUGCUGUACCGCUGUCCAUCGCUUAUUGUGUCCAUGGAGCGAAUGCACUGGCGGCAAAUGGGCGGUCACAUAAAGCGCAUUUUCAACAGCGGUGUGGAUGUGGUCUGGGGCAUUUCCUGUGACAACACCGGUUGGGUUUACAACGGCGGCUGGGGCGGCAUGUUCCUAAAGGGUCUGGAGGGUUCCGGCAAGAUAAACCCGAUGAUUGACACGCACACCUAUUAUGUGUACGAGAACCAGCGAUGGAAUCCCAUUAGUGGCUUUACGGCAAAGAGUUUGCCCACGGACAGGCACAUGUGGAGCGAUGCCACUGGACGGCAGAAGCGCAGUAAGGAGCACACGAAGCUGCUGUCCACGCACUGCGAAUGGAUCUCCGAUUGGGCAAUUGACUACAACAUUCCCGGAGGCGCGGACAAGGAGGGCUGGCAAUAUGCCAUUGACUUUCCGGCCAACUAUCAUGCCCAUAAAAAGCUCACGGAUUGCGUACGCCGGCGCAGAUGGAUGAAGCGAUGUCGUCUCACUAGCAGUGGACCUUGGCAGGAACUUAGCCAGUCUAAGAUCCUCGAUGCUGCCCUGCAGGUUUUGGACCAAGAUGCGGAUAGUGGCUUGGGUGAGGUAAACACAGCUGUGGCCGCCUGGGCAAUCGCCUCCAAUGGCGAUGUCCUAAUACGACACGGCGUGUGCAGCUUAAAUCCUCGAGGAGAAUCCUGGGAACACAUAACGAGCGACCAGCCGCUCGUCGGGAUCAGCGUAGGUCCUACUGGUCAAGUCUGGACUGUCGCGCGCAACGGCAUGGUGUUCUUCCGUUACGGAAUCAGCAGGCAGAAUCCUUGCGGCGAUGCCUGGCAGCAGGUGGAGGCUCCUGCGGGCGUGACCUUCAAGGCGAUAAGCGUGGGACGCGCUGGAAUUUGGGCGCUGGACAACCAUCAGCGCUUGGCUGUGCGAAAGGAGAUCUCAAGAACCUUCCCCGAAGGUUCUCACUGGCAGUUCCUGCCCAAUGCCGCCAAUGUGCCGCCGCACACGGAGCAGCACUGUGGCUUCCGGUCGGUGUCCGUCGGCUCCGAGGUGUGGGCCAUAUCCCUCAAUGGCAUCAUUUGCAGGCGCAGCGGGAUUACAAAGGAGAAUCCUGCUGGAGUGGGAUGGAACCUUGGCAUUGCGGGCCAGUGGCAAAAUGUUUCGGUCGAAGGAUACAUGUAAAGGACUUUAUUACAUUUGCGGACAUUCCAGUUUGUUGUAUACACAUUUAUAAUCUUUUUUGAUUAUGCCAACGCUAUUCCAAAGUAUUUGAAAAGAAGUUAUUCCUAUAAGCUAUUUACAUAUUAAAAAUGUAUUUAUUUCUACCUUGUAAUAAUUUAUGUUUAAUCAAAUAUUUAUGCCAUACGCUUAAGUUAAACAAUUUGAACAGAAACAAGUGUGCAAGCUGUCGUGAUUAUAUAUUUAUUAAUAAUCCCAAGAAUAAAAGUAUUUAUGUGACAAAGGAAUUUUUAAAUUUAAAAUAAUUACAUUUUUGCGGCAAAAAGGUCUUGGUAUAUUUCGAUCUAAAAUAGGUGGUAUAUUAAUGACACUUUUGGGACUGCCAACUUGUUCUUUAAGAUUUUAUUCAAGACGAUCUACGGGCACACUAAUGUUUUCCCGAAAAAACCAAAACAACUUGUUUAUUCCAUGCUAAAGUCGUCUUAAAUAAAAAUUAAACACUUAAGAAGAUAGUUAACUUUCUAAAACUAUGUCUGACUAUGACCACGCCCGUAUUAAGAAAUUAGUCUUGAAGGGCGAAAAGCACAA